CCGUGUAACUUUCGUUUAGGCCACUAUCGUAGCCCUAGCUUGUCCUCACGACCCAUAGAUAUCCCGAGCCGCCCGACCCAACGAGAUGCAUCCCGCGGAUCUCUCAUGGACACGUUAGCAUGCGCAGAGGCCACGUGCCUGUGGCUUACAGAGAAGUUCACCAACUGUCAGGCGACGCUGCAAAAGCUUGAAUCGGAGGGCAAGUCAGACCUUAAGCUCGCGCACAACCUUCUCGUCGUUGAGCACGCCAUCCUCGGCGGUGCGGAGGCGGAGCGCAUCGCCUCCCAGCUCGAGCUAAUCUCGAAUGACAAGCUUACAGCCGAAGAGGGCUGUAGCGGCACCCCGGCAGCCGCCGCCGCUGCAGCAGCAGCAGCAGCAGUACCUGCUGCUGGCGGCGGUGCUGGUGAGACUGGAGGCAGCUCAGCCUCAGCAGUAGCCGCUGGCGGGGGCAGCAGUAGCAGCAGCAGCAGCACUACCGCCAUCGCGAGCCGGUCCCGUUCGUCCAGUAAUUUGGAGCCGCUGCCGCUGGUCCCCGUACGAGAUGACUUGGCGAUCGCACAGCUUAACAGGGCCGUGUUGAUGUACCACAAGCACCGAUACGCCUCCGCCGCAGCGAUACUGGAGCCGCUGGCGGCCAAUGUUGAAGCGCUGGCGGAAGGGACUGCCGUACGAGUGCUGACGCUGCUGCUGGACAUCUACAUCGAGGGCCGUCAGCUUCCGCGCGCCGUCGCGCUGCUGUACCGCUUCGAGCGGCUGUACGGCACCCUGGCGGAGGCUUACGCUGCGGACCGGCCGCCGUACACGCCAUCGGUGCCGCCGCCGGACCGUCCGCUUGCCUCCCCCGACCUGAAGCUCCUGAUUAAGCUCUACCGCACCCGGCUGCACGCGCUGGCGCACAACACCCGCGCCGCGAAGAGGGAGUUGAAGGCCGUCUGGAGCGCCCUGCAGCAGCAGCAGCAGCAACAACACCCGCACACAGUGCAGCAGCAGCAGCAGCAGCAGCAGCAGCAACACCCGCACACAGUGCUGCAGCAGCAGCAGCAGCAGCAGCCAUUGUUGCCGCAGCAGCAUGAGCCACUGCAGCAUCAGCUUUCCAGUCAACUGAAUCAGCAGCCACAGCAGCAGUCGUAUGAAGAUGGCGACGGUGGUAGCAGCGGCGGCAGCGGCGGCCCUACCUCAGUCCCUGCUGCGUCGCUACCGCUCUUGUUGUCCGCCACAGCCACAGCCGCAGCCACAGCCGCCGGCAGCAGCGGUAGCGGUAGCGGUUGCAGUAACAGCAGCAGUAGCAGUAGUCCCGGCGGUGCGGAGGCGCUGCUUCUCCAGUCCGUCCGCGCCCAGUUGGAGAUGUACAGGGGCCGCUCCAGGAAGGCGGCAAAGCUGCUGCUGGCGAUGAUGCAGGACCCCGCGCUAUCCGGAUCUUACCGGCCGCUGUUGCUCAACAACUUGGGACUCGUACAUCACCAGCAGGGAAAGCACGCCCUGGCGCUGCUGUACUUAUCGCAGGCUCUGGCGGCGGCGUCAACACAGACAGCGGCGGCAUCUACGUCGUCGGCGCGGCCGCGGCUGGGUUCUGAGACAGAGGUGCAGCAGCAGGGGCAGCAACAACAACAGGGGCAGCGGCAACAACAGGGGCAGGGCGCCGGCGGCGGCGGCGACAGGGAGGGUAGCGGUAGUAGUAGUGGGGGCGCUGUGCCGGCGGCGGCGGCGGCGCCGUCGCCGGCUAUAGUUUCGGUGCCGGUUCCUGCGGUGAUGUACAAUGCGGGCCUGCAGCACUUGAUGUUGCAAAACUACCUGGCGGCUCGGAGGUGUUUUGCGGCUGCCGCCUCGCACUACGUGAACACGGUAUGUGGCGACACGCCGCUGCUGUGGCUGCGAUCCGCAGAGGCAGCUCUGGGCCUCUACCGCCAAGUCCAGCAGCAACAGCAGCAACAGCAGCAACAGCAGCAGCGUUGGAGGCGGAAGCUACCAACAGCCGAUGGUGCUACUGCUGCUACAGCCGCCGCCGGGGUGUCUGGCACCGGUCCAAGUCCGCAAUCGAUAGAAGGGUUGUUGGGUUUGGGGGAGGAGGCGGGAGGCGGCGGCGGCGCAAUGGCGGCGGUGGCGGUGCUGCUAAAGCAAAAGCAGCAGCAGCCGGAGGGUCGCUUGAUGUUGGCACCGUGCGCGGCGCCGUCCGCCCCUUUGGGGGAGACCUCGGGCGGGUCGCCCUGUGCAUCUGAGUUGCUAUCGGAGGCGGUGGUGGCGUUACAGACGGCGUUACAGCAGCUGGAGGCCCAGCAGGAGGCGCACGAACAGUGGCAGAGCAGCAACAGCAAACUGGAGGAGGGGCUGUCCCUCACCCCCUCUCAGCCGCUUCCACUGGCCGGAUGUGCGACCGCCGCCGCCGCCUCCACUGCGGCGACGUCCAUAUCUACCGCCGCCGCCGCCGCCGCCAGCGCCAGCGGCCCAGUGCCAACCGCAACCGCAGCUGGAGCUGGCAGUGGCAGUAGCAGUAGCAGCGGUGGCAGUAACGGCGGCAGCGGCGGUGACGCCGGCGUUGGAUCUCAGGGGGGGGUGGCGGCGGUUUCUGGUUCCGGAGAGCCGUACAACGCGCCGCCGCCGCCGCCGCAGCAGCAGCAGCUUUUGCGGCCGCCGUCACUGCAGCAGCUCAAUCAGGCUGAGCAGCAGCAGCAGCAGCAGCCGCAACAAUCGUCGAGCCAUCAGGUACAGCGUCCCGUGGGUCAGGUCAACGGCAGCGGAGGUGGCGGCGGAGGCGAGGAGGUUACCAACGGUGUGCAUGAGCCCCAGGGGACAGACGCCAGCGCAGCUCUCUCUGAGGAGCUGUGUGCUGUACGGCGUGCCGUACUCGCCAACCUGUCGUACGCGCACCUCCUAGCGGAGGACUGCGGUACCGGACGCGGCGCCGUCGCCGCCACGACUAGCACCGCCGGCGCGAAUGCAUCCUCCGCAUUACCCGCGCCAUCUUCAUCGCCGUCAUCGGCGGCGGCGGUGGCGGCGGCGGCUGAGUAUGCUUUCCUGGCUCACAACUACGCGGCAGAGGCGCUAUGUCACUUGGACAGGCCCGAAGAUGCAGUGGAAUGCCUGUCCUUGUGGUUGAUGACGGCCCAAGAGCGGGAGCAGCAGCAGCAGCAACAGCAGCUGCUGCUGCUGCAACAGCCGCAACAGGGAACCAUUCGGAGCGGCAGCAGCAGCCAGAGGUCAGACGAGGACGGCGGAGGAGCCUUCGGAGGCGCUGGCGCUGGCGGCGGCGGCGGCGGUGCUGCAAUCACUGGCGGCGGCGGCGACGUCGGCGGCACUGCCAAUUUAGGCGCUGUGUUCGCGAGCCAGGGGGAGUUGGAUCAGGCCAAGGCACUUGUACGACAGGCGCUGGCGCUGCAACCCGGAAGUUGGAGCGCCACGCUGCUGCUGGCGUACUGCGAACUGGCGGCGGGCAACACGCCGGCGGCGCUGGGGCUGCUGAAGCGGCCGGCACCGCCGCUGUCCUCCUAA
Messenger RNA from Volvox carteri f. nagariensis, 3486 nucleotides. RefSeq lists its product as uncharacterized. Gene Ontology annotation, biological process: mRNA catabolic process; negative regulation of translation. Lineage: Eukaryota; Viridiplantae; Chlorophyta; Chlorophyceae; Chlamydomonadales; Volvocaceae. The record is from RefSeq and is a predicted model, not a curated record. Gene Ontology annotation, cellular component: CCR4-NOT complex. The transcript has 13 exons. Gene Ontology annotation, molecular function: protein binding. The annotation marks the transcript as partial.